Molecule: messenger RNA, 444 nt
Organism: Lactuca saligna
Lineage: Eukaryota; Viridiplantae; Streptophyta; Magnoliopsida; Asterales; Asteraceae
Source: the annotation of a GenBank genome assembly
AUGGGAGAUAAGCAUCAAUGGACCAAUGAGCAAUCAAAAUGCUUAGUGGAUACUUGUAUUGAAGAAGUAGAGAGUGUUGGGGCAUUCGAAGGCUGCUUCGUUAAAAACAAUGCCACUGCCUUUUCAGAUUUUUGUGCUUGUCUUUUAGAUGGAAAUAGUGCCACUGAUAAUUGUAGGAGUUACUCAACCCAAUCAUCUUCAGUAGAUGGAGCAUCCUCUUGUCGUCUUCCAUCACUUCAGAUUACGGCCACCACUUUUCUUGCAUUAGAUGAUGAUGGUGAUGAUGCUUCCCAUCAUGCUAGUGAGCCUUUUUGUGAGCCACUGCCUUCUGUUGCUUCACCUUCUGUCGCUUCACCAUAUACUGCUUCACCAUCCGGUAACCCCAACAAAAGGGCUAAACCCUCAACUGUAGCACCUGGUUCCUGGUAUGUAAAUCUUAUUUGA